AUGAAUAGAGAGCAUUGGGUUUUCUGGGAGGUGAUCGAUGAUGGUUUUGGUUGGGGCAGUGGUUGGUCUCGUCAGAGAAAGAAGGAUGAGAGCGAUGGGGAUAAUACCAAUGUUGAUACUUGGGUUUUUGUCGCCGACAACCUCUCCAUUGCGUCUUCUCAACUUCGUCACAGGGUUGUUCAAGGAGUUUCAUCGCAGGUUAUUGUUAGUUUCUUCAUCUCCACUCAACCUACAAUGGCUGCAAAUAAUGAGAUGCCCGUUGCAUUAGACAAGGAACAGAUCUUUGGAAUGGCAGAGAAGGAGAUGGAGUACAGGGUUGAAUUGUUUAACAAGCUAACUCAUACAUGUUUUGCUAAAUGUGUUGAGAAAAGGUACAAAGAGUCUGAGUUAAACAUGGGUGAAAACAGCUGCAUUGAUCGUUGUGUUUCAAAAUAUUGGCAGGUCACAAAUCUUGUAGGUCAACUACUUGGUUCUGGGAGACCACCAAUGUGAAUCUUCAACUUUGUUUUUUAAUUUUAAUUAUAAUAGUCAAGGGUUCUUUAGAUUUUUUUUGUUUUGAUGAUUGAUGAAAUCAUAUAGAUCAACUAAGUUGUUCAAAACCCUGAAAUAAUUUUGGAGUAUUUUCAGAAUAUUUCUAUGAGUGAACCAAUGCCAUGAAUUUUACAUGCUUCGUUUUCUUUCACAUCUAAUGCUUUUAACUUUUAAGGAACAAAUGUUUCUUAGAAAUUUUUGUGGGAGGUAGAUAUAUUUGUUAAAAUUUGAUAUAUGAAUUAUUGUAAUGUAG
Lactuca saligna is the source of this 784-nucleotide messenger RNA. Lineage: Eukaryota; Viridiplantae; Streptophyta; Magnoliopsida; Asterales; Asteraceae. The record is from the annotation of a GenBank genome assembly.